Messenger RNA from Paracoccidioides lutzii Pb01, 312 nucleotides. RefSeq lists its product as hypothetical. The coding region runs from base 1 to 312 and encodes 103 amino acids. The transcript has 2 exons. The record is from RefSeq and is a predicted model, not a curated record.
AUGGGAUUUCAACCCCAGCAAAUAAAGGAGGUCGUCGACCUCUUCAGGCACCCACAACGCCAGCUAGAACGGUUCCAGGGUCGGCCGCCAUUACUCUCCUACCUCUUCCUCCAUGUCAAACGUGCCAGUUCUUUUGUCCCCACCCUGCGCGCUCCACCACCCUCUCCCUCAGAAUAUACGGGUUCGGGAAGCCCAGAUGUAAAUGAAGAAGGGGUGGUCGAGAUAGCUGUUAUUCCGUGGGGUGCAAAUGGGCCAUAUCAGCUUACCAUCAAUCUUGCCCUCUUUCGGUUCCGUCACACUGGUAGUUUUUGA